AUGGAAUUCCGCAGUAGCUACGGAGAAUUUAGCCCAUCUCGCGCAACACAAAAAUCUCUCGGCAUAAUCAAAGAAGAAGAGGAAGAAGAUGACGAGACCCGCCGCGAGCUGCACCCUCCUCAGCGUAACGAAGGCAGCAAAUCUCCAUCUCGAUUUAUAACUCAUUCUGAAGAUGGCCAUUCCGAAAGCGCAACAGUCGAAGAAUCCCCAGUCUCCGCUUCAUCCUCUUCAAACUCCCCAGUUUUUCGCCGUGCUAAACGGUCAAACUCUAUUAAAAACUUUGUCCCUUCUAUGGAAUUUCCAGUCCUAGUAAGAGGAAUCGACAUGGAUUCUCGAAAAACGUCAAAUUUAUCCUUCAAAGACGCAGACAUUGGCUUUCCUUUAAAAAAGCAAAAUAAUGAGAAAAAUAGGUUCAGGCCACAGAAUAAAACAGAAAUUGAAGCAAUUUCAAUACCCAGUUCAAGGAGCAUCAAAACUGAAGAAAACGUGAUAAAUUUCUUUGAAAAUGACUCUUUUGAAGAAGCUUCGGGGGAUGAAAAAGGAGCUUCUCAGCAGCUUGAAGAGUCUUAUGGGGUUAAUGAAGCGAUACCUGAGCUAUUUAAUACUGGAAAUUUGAAAAGUAUAUUUGCAAGGUCAUGCAAGCCUGAAGAAAUGGUUUUUCUUGCUCUCAAUGACCAGACUUUGCAGCUGCCAGAAAAUAAAGCUGCCUUUUGAAAUAAGCUUGGGUAUAAAGAGAAAAAGAAUGAUACGACACUUAUGGAAAUCGCGCUAAAAGAAUGGGAAAAACUAGAAAAACAGAAAAACAGCCUAUUAUCACAAAAUUUCGGCCUAAAAGCAGAAUAUGAACAUUUAUUGAAUCUCAAGAAAAAAUGCAUGGAAGACUACAGGACCAUCAGAAUGGACAUAAAAUCAGUGCUCAGCAAGAUUACUGAACAAAACGUCCAAGGAGUCCUAAGAUAUGACGAGCUAGGUGCCCAUCUUGAAGAUGAAAAAAUUACUCAAGAAGAAUUAAUGAACGAAGAAGAAAUAAUAAAACAUCACUAUUUAAUGAAGCUAGAAAGGUCAAGAGAAUACGAAGAAAUGUGAAUGAUGAAAAUCGAGGAUUUAAGAUUCGGACUGGUAAAUACUAUGAGCGAAAGAAUAAGAUCACAAGCAAAAUGCGAAAAAAAUCAAAUUUUAUUAAAAAAAUUAAAAACUGAAGAAGAAUUGCAGAGAUUUCAAAAAGAACAGAUUGAGCUGGGGCUUGAAAUGCUGGGGAAGACGCUGGAAUUUUUUUCUGAGUCACAGGAACAUGUGCAUUUUAACGUAAUUUGUAGUUAGACUGCGUUUUGUGAAGCUUUGAAGAGGCUGAGAGAAGCGAGCUUUGAGGCGAUUGAAGCUGAAAAGCAGUUUGAAAUGCAAGCAAAUACAGAUCCAAGAGAGCUCAUUCCAUAUACGAGAGUGUCAGAAACUGGGCCUUCUAAAAAAGCAAACAGAAUAUCGAUGCUUUAA
Molecule: messenger RNA, 1491 nt
Organism: Blepharisma stoltei
Lineage: Eukaryota; Ciliophora; Heterotrichea; Heterotrichida; Blepharismidae
Source: the annotation of a GenBank genome assembly